Phascolarctos cinereus (koala) is the source of this 2145-nucleotide messenger RNA. It is a transcript of the gene PSTPIP1, whose product is annotated as proline-serine-threonine phosphatase interacting protein 1. Gene Ontology annotation, cellular component: plasma membrane; cytoplasm; actin filament. Gene Ontology annotation, molecular function: actin filament binding. Gene Ontology annotation, biological process: actin filament polymerization. The record is from RefSeq and is a predicted model, not a curated record. Lineage: Eukaryota; Metazoa; Chordata; Mammalia; Diprotodontia; Phascolarctidae.
CAGAGACAAAAACCUAGAGACUAAGAGAGACAAAGACAGAGACAGAGACAGAGAGAGUAGAGGGGGAGAGAGAGAUCUUCCUUGGAUUCUGCUCAAUCCCACAAUUGUUUACUGAAGAUCUCCCUUGGGCCCGCCCUUGAUGGCCCCUAGGAAGGAGACAGAAGAGCCAGACAAGGUCUGUGUCCUGAGGGAGCUCAGAAUCUUUCCCAGGAAAUAAGAUUAGCAUGUGAUAAACAUUUAGAAAAUAGUUUAGGACAGCGUAGAAUUACUCAGGUGGGGGGGGGCCUGGACGGCUGCAAAACCCCCCUGGAAUGGGAGCAGGGAGGCCUGGCUUUGAAAGCCAGAUCUGUCAUUAACUUACUUCCUGACUAUGGACAAGUUAAUUUUUCCCUCUGUGGGCCUCAGUUUUUCCAUCUGUAAAAUGAGGACAAUAGACUCAGUGAUUUCUCACGUCCCUUUUAGGUCUACUAUCCCAUAUUUUGUGUUUGAAGUUUCCUUCCAGCUCUGAUGUCCUGUGUACUAAGGUUUUCCAGACCUAAUUUCUAUGUUCUAAGGCCAUCUGGCUCUGACAUUCUAUUUCAUCUCUGACAUUCUACGUUCCAAGGCCCAUCCAUUCCUAACUUUUUAUGUUCUAAGGGCCCUUCCAGUUCUGACAUUCUGUGUUCCAUCUUCUAAGAUCUUUUCUGUCCUGGACAUUCUAUAUGCUAUUUCUGCACUCUGACAUUCUGUGAUCUGGCUAGUCAACCAAGCUAGGAAGACCCCACUAUGGCCUCCUUGAUGGGCUGUGUCCAAGGUACUGCAGGCACGCUGAAGGCCUCCUUUGAAAUCCUGAAACAACAAAUUGAGAACGUGGGGAACUCUCACAUCCAGCUGGCCGUCAUGCUGAAGGAUGAGCUCAAGAGCAUUGAAGAGUUCCGAGAAAGGCAGAAGGAGCAGAGGAAAAAGUACGAGAUAGCCAUGGACCGAGUUCAAAAGAGCAAGCUGUCCCUCUACAAGAAGACGAUGGAGUCCAAGAAGACCUAUGACCAGAAGUGCAAGGACGCAGAUGAGGCGGAGCAGGCCUUUGAGCGCAUCAGCUCUCAGGGCAACCAGAAACAGAUGGAAAAGAGUCAGAACAAAGCAAAGCAAUGUAAGGAUGCGGCCAAUGAAGCAGAGCGGAUGUACAAACAAAAUGUUAACCAGCUGGAGAAAGCCCGGUGUGACUGGGAGCAGGAACACCAGCAGACCUGUGAGGCCUUUCAGCUCCAGGAGUUUGACCGACUCACCAUUCUCCGGAACUCCCUCUGGGUCCACUGUAAUCAGCUUUCCAUGCAGUGUGUCAAAGACGAUGAGUACUACGAGAAUGUCCGGAUAAGUCUAGAGGGCUGCAGCAUAGAGGCAGACAUAGACUUCUUCAUCCAGAAUAAAAUGACGGGAACAGAACGGCCGGAGGCCAUUCUCUAUGAGAACUACUAUGAUCGAAACCCCAAUGGAGGAUCCCACAGUCCCAGUCUUUACCCUGCGUGUGGCAUGAUUAAGAGGUUCUCAGGGUUGUUACACGGGAGCCCCAAAAACAUCACCGAGAAUGUCGUCCCCUCCGCCCCUCCUGCAGGCCUCAUCUCUGCCCCUCUGCAGAAGAACGACAUUGUCUACGCAGACAUUGUGCAAACUAACUUAGCCCCAGAAACCUUGGCCCAGGACUACAGGGUGCUCUAUGACUACACAGCCCAGAAUGCUGAUGAGCUGGACAUCACUGCUGGAGACAUCCUGGCCGUCAUCCUGGAGGGGGAGGAUGGCUGGUGGACUGUUGAGAGGAAUGGGCAGAGGGGCUUUGUGCCAGGCUCCUACCUGGAGAAGCUCUGAAGGAGCCUUGACCCCCCCCCCGCCCCCGCCCCCCUCUGGAUCACGCUCAUUGCCCUGGAAGAGAUGCCUCCAACCCCACCUGACUUCACUUCUGGGGCAGCUCACAUCGCUGGGCUGAGCCUUUUCCACUGCCUCUAAGGGGCCAUGCCUAGGGAGGUGGGAAAGCAGCCAUGUGUGACAGGGACAGCAUCGAUCAGGAGUCAGAGAGACGGGGGCUAGUCCCAGUUCUGUCCUUAAUUCAAUAUGUGCAAGCCUCUCAGACUGUUUUCCCAUAACGGGAUUAAACAGUUAGAUUAGAUCAUU